Molecule: messenger RNA, 1483 nt
Organism: Camelina sativa (false flax)
Lineage: Eukaryota; Viridiplantae; Streptophyta; Magnoliopsida; Brassicales; Brassicaceae
Product: galactan beta-1,4-galactosyltransferase GALS3
Source: RefSeq, a predicted model, not a curated record
ACCUCAGCUUCAACUUUGAAGCAGGUGUUGACACCUCAGUAAAAAAACUCUAGCCUAUCAAAUUAUAACAAUAAUACACCUAAGCUAAAAAACAGUAGUCUGUCAUCGGAUUACCCUCGAAACCUUUACGGUCACCCUUCCUACAUAUGCGAAUGGGUCUCGUCCGACCCGACUCAAGAUCCGAUUUUAACCACCGGGUCUAAAAUACUAACCGACUGAGGCUACGGCGGAUCUACAUAACAGUCGUCGUUAACUGCACAUUCUCGUCACUCUCCACCGUGAAUCCACAAAACUCCGGCGGUAAUCUCAUCCUCCACGCCACCACCGGAGAUCCAGAACUCAACCUCACCGAUUCAGUCCCAGUCCUAACCGAAUCCCCAAACUCCGUUGAUUUCGAUCUCUACAACUAGGCACCAUAGCCAAGAAGAAGUAUGAUUACCUUUACGACGGGCGGCUCUUCCCUCUACGAUAACCUGAGCCCGCAGCGAGUCAGAGAAUGGAUCGCUUACCACGUCAGAAUCUUCGGCAAACGUUCCCAUUUCGUUUUACACAACGCCGGAGGGAUACACGAGGAAGUGUUUGAGAUUCUAAAGCCGUGGAUUGAGCUAGAGAGAGUGACGUUACAUGAUAUCAGAGUUCAAGAAAGGUUCAAUGGGUAUUACCAUAGCCAGUUCAUAGUUGUGAAUGAUUGUUUGCAUAGGUAUAGGUUCAUGGCUAAGUGGAUGUUCUUCUUCGAUGUCAAUGAGUUCGUUUACGUUCCGGCGAAAGAGACGAUCUCGUCGGUUAUAGAAUCUUUGGAAGGAUAUUGUCAGUUUACUAUUGAAUAGAAUCACAGAUGCCUAUGAGUAGUCGGAUUUGUUACAACGGUGAUGGUCCGGCCAGAACUUACAGAAAUGGGGGAUUGAGAAACUGGUGUAUAGAGACGUCAGUUCCAAGACGGGAUCGGAAAUACAUGGUUAAGCCUGAGAAUGUAUUGGCAACAGGAGUCCAUAUGUCUCAGAAUCUACAAGGGAGAACAUACCACAAGGCCGAGAGCAAAAUCCGUUACUUCCAUUACCACGGUUCCAUCUCUCAGCGACGUGAGCUUUGUCGUUACGUCUUCAAUGAUUCUAACGUUUUUUUCGAGAACACUCCGUACGUGCUCGAUACUACAAUCUGUGACGUUGGCCUUGCUGUGAGGACGUUUGAGUUGAGAACGAUCGGUGACCGGUUGCUACGGACACGGCAAUGAAGAGAAGAGAUGAUAAAAAAUAAUAAAACUGAAUAGUAAAUGUAAUAUUCAUCUUAAGAAAAAAAUCAGAAGUUGUCAAGAUUGGGGCAUUACAUUAUUGUUUUCUUUUGGGGGUAUAAUCUUUUAUUGUAUCAUAGUUUAGGUAAUGGGUUCAGUAAUACAACUUUUAAACUCUUUGGUGCAUAUAUAUAUAUAUAUGUACAUAUAUAUGUUCUUCUGUAUGGAUUAGAAAAGGUCACUCUUUAAGUGUAA